This is a messenger RNA of Cercospora beticola, 2059 nucleotides long. RefSeq names its product rRNA (cytosine-C5-)-methyltransferase NOP2 (gene NOP2). NCBI's taxonomy places the organism in Eukaryota, Fungi, Ascomycota, Dothideomycetes, Mycosphaerellales, Mycosphaerellaceae. Gene Ontology annotation, biological process: maturation of LSU-rRNA; rRNA base methylation. Gene Ontology annotation, cellular component: nucleolus. Gene Ontology annotation, molecular function: RNA binding; rRNA (cytosine-C5-)-methyltransferase activity. The record is from RefSeq and is a predicted model, not a curated record.
GCUGGAAAAAGUUCAGCUUCGGCCGUUCGAGAAUGCGCAGAGUGGAAGAGCUGUCUCUGCACACUUUCGACAAGAAACUGCAACAAUGGGUGUCGGACGUCGCAUGGGAAAGAAACAGGGCGCUCCUGAGCCUCUAGAUGAGGCAUUGAUCACGAGGAAGCGCAAGUCUGCCGCACCUGCGAAGGGAGCCAUCAAGAAGCAAAAAGUCGUCGAGCAGAAGCCUGCAAAGCCUACGAAGCAAGCAACGACAAAUGGCCAUAAGCAGGCACCUGCUGCGAAGCCAGCGAAGGUGAAGAAGUCCAAGAAAACUGCUCCCACGCCGCCCGAAUCAGAUGCAGACGACGAUGUGGAAGACCUGAAUAGCGAUGUGCUGGAAGACGAGGCUGGUGGGAUGGCGGAAGAUCUGGACUUCGACGACGACUCCUUCGGCAGCGACGCGGACGACUUUGCCGAUGCGCCUAGCGAUGACGACGAUGUGGAGCUGUCGGACAGCGAGAUGCCCAAGAGCAAGAUGUGGUCGGACGAUGAGGACUCAGAUGCGGAAGAGACGUUGACAGCGGCGAAUAUUGCUGGACUGUCUCGAAAGCUGGACGAACAAAGAGCACAGGAAGCAGCGGAGGCAGAAGAGGAGUUGCAGGAUGAUGCGCUUCAGACGAACAUUGCUGCGGCAGAUCUGUCAGACGACGAGGAUGGGCCAGGCGCUGGUCUCGCGCCAGAUUUACAAUUGCUCCGCACGAGGAUCACAGAGAUUGUACGUGUCUUGACUAACUUCAAGGAACUGGGCGAGCCCGGCAAGAGCAGAGCAGAAUACACACAGUCGCUGCUUAAGGACAUCUGCACGUACUACGGCUAUUCGCCUUUCCUGGCGGAGAAGCUCUUCUCCCUCUUCCCGCCACAAGAAGCACUGCAGUUCUUCGACGCAAACGAGACGCCACGUCCGAUGGUCAUUCGCACGAACACACUCCGAACACAUCGACGAGACCUCGCGCACUCUUUGAUCAAUCGAGGUGUAACUCUGGAGCCAGUCGGGAAAUGGUCCAAGGUCGGUCUGCAGAUCUUCGAAUCGCAGGUGCCACUGGGAGCCACGCCCGAAUAUCUCGCUGGUCAUUACAUCCUUCAGGCCGCUUCCUCUUUCCUGCCUGUCAUGGCAUUGGCACCGCAAGAGCACGAACGAGUUCUGGACAUGGCAGCUGCUCCCGGAGGAAAGACUACACAUCUAGCAGCAUUGAUGCGGAAUACUGGUGUCAUCUUCUCGAACGAUUCCAAUAAAGAUCGUGCAAAGGGUCUCAUUGGUAACAUUCACAGACUGGGUGUGAAGAACACGGUCGUCUGCAAUUAUUCAGCUCUGGAGUUUCCAAAAGUCAUGGGUGGUUUUGACCGUGUCCUGCUGGAUGCGCCUUGCUCCGGUACUGGAGUCAUUGCCAAGGAUGCGAGUGUGAAGACGAACAAGACUGAGGCAGAUUUCCUCCGACUGCCUCAUCUCCAGAAGCAGCUUCUGCUUGCUGCUGUAGACUCUGUUGAUCACGCAUCGAAGACGGGAGGCUACAUUGUCUAUUCGACGUGCUCAGUCACAGUCGAAGAGAACGAGCAGGUCGUGCAAUACGUUCUUAACAAGCGACCCAACGUCAAGCUUGUGCCCACAGGCCUGGUAUUCGGCAAGGAGGGAUUCACGAAAUUCCAGUCAAAGCGCUUCCAUCCGAGCAUGAAGGAGACGCGGCGAUAUUACCCGCAUGCUUACAACGUGGAUGGUUUCUUCGUUGCCAAGUUCAAGAAGAUCGCGGUGACACCACUCAAUGCUGUGAGGGCGCAAGGCAGUGCCGAAGAAAAGAAGCAACAAGUUAACGGAGGCGCGCAAGAGGAAGAAAUCGUGGAGGACGAAGACAUCGUUGAUGACGAGAAGCAAAAUGGCGAAGGCGACGACUUUGGCGGCUUCGACAGUGAAGAAGACAACAAGAUCAUCGAGAGAGCACAGCGGAAGACAUUGAAAAAGAAGGGCAUAAAUCCCAAGGCGUCCAAGAGCAAAGCAGUGAAAUCGCUGUUGAAAAAGUAAUCGGUCUGG